GACGCGGGAACGAGGCACAUGUAUAGCCGCCGCCAUUGUUGUGGGAAAGGAAACAUUUUUUCGGGGAAUUUCGUUGGAAUUUACGUACACAGCAGGACUGGAUAUAGUGGAGUGAAAAGUAUUGUGAAACCUCAAACUUUUAAGACUUUAACAGACUUAUUGUUCCUUUGUGAGAGACAUCUAGGAGGACAGAAUUAGUGUGAUGUCGGCUAGCAUUGAUCAGAGGACAAAAGGACAGCCAAACCAAGUGGCAAAUGGAGCUGUGAAGGAAACGGUGAAGGAAGAAGAGUUUGACCCCUACCUCCAGCAGCCAGCUGCCCAUCAGGCUGGGUAUAGUGCCGGACCAAUGUCAAGCCCUGGAGUUUCCGAUACCUUCAUGCCAAGUUAUUAUAAUCCUUCUAUGUCUUUCCCGUAUUUGGGACAAGGACUAAAUGAGGGUGGAGCAUGGUCCAAUGGAGGUGAUGCCACUAUGUUCUCAAUUGGAAGUUACGAUUACAAUGGAAUGUUCAGUAGUGCAGGAUUUGGUUAUCCUCAAUUCGGGUGGACUGAUUAUUCUGGGAGUGACUAUUGGGGUAACGCAGCGGGACAGGCGAGGAAGGAUGCCAGGGGCUACCCAGAUGAUUACUACCGAACAGAAAACAUGAUUCCAGCAGAUCCCUACACAAUCAACGGUGGUGAAUUUGAACGUGACCCUAACAUGGCUGGGGUAGAGCAGGGACUGAAAGGCAUGAAUAUCAGUGAUAAACAGGUGGAUGCUCAUGGUGUGACUGUAAAUGACCAAGGUCAUAUACAAGGGGACAUGAGUGGAGCACCAGUUUCUGCAGGACCUGUUCAACAUGUGCCUGUGACAUCGCAGGCUCCUAAAAAAGCUUCGUGGGCAGCCAUCGCCAGUCAGCCUGCUCGUCCACAGCCCCAACUGAAACAUAGGACUAUUCCCAGGGCCCCUAUGAAUCCUAACAACAAGCAAAACAUGGACAUUGGAACCUGGGACACCCGCAACAAUGGAGGAAACAAGCAAGGCAAUGGACAGGGACGAACAUGGAAUGUGCCACGUAGGUCUGGCAUGAACUCGUAUAAUUCUAGUUCCAAUUCAGGCAAUGCAAAUCAAUCUUCAGGCGCUGGAAAUUCUGGACUAGCUUCAAUUUCAAACCCCCAACAAGGGGCCACUGCUCACCCUGUGUUAGAAAAACUGCGCUCUGCCAACCAAUACAACCCCAAGGAUUUCAAUAUGAACCCACGAGGAGCCAGAUUCUUUGUCAUCAAGAGCUACUCUGAGGACGAUAUUCAUCGCUCUAUCAAGUACAGCAUUUGGUGUAGUACGGAGCAUGGUAAUAAGAGACUGGAUGGUGCAUACAAGGAGCGUGAAUCGAAGGGACCCAUCUACCUUUUCUAUAGUGUGAAUGGUAGUGGACAUUUCUGUGGGAUGGCACAGAUGAUGUCGACGCUGGACUACAAUCGUAGUGCGGGGGUUUGGGCCCAGGACAAGUGGAAAGGUCAGUUUGAGGUCAAAUGGAUAUAUGUGAAGGACGUUCCCAACAGCCAACUUAGGCACAUUCGUCUGGAGAACAAUGAAAACAAGCCUGUCACGAACUCGCGUGAUACACAGGAAGUGCCGCCAGAGAAAGGAAAGCAGGUGUUGAAGCUCAUUCACUCCUACCGUCACACAACUUCCAUAUUUGAUGACUUUGGUCACUACGAGAAACGCCAAGAGGAAGAGGAUCCAGCUGAUGCGGAACAAGCACCAACACAGCAACAGCAGCAGCAACAGCAACGCCCUGCGCAACAGCGACAGUAGACGUGUCCUAGGAUGACCCUAGUUCUAGAAGGGUCAAAGGUCACUGACCACACCUGGGACUUCCCCCACGGAACUUGAAUUUAUAUAUAACUAUCAAGUGGGUGAGGGAAUUAUCAGUUUAUUUAACACGUGGACCUUAUCUAGUGUAGUGAUAUGGUGUCGAAGGAUCCAGAUGCGCUGUGAGAAAAAAUUCAUACAAAAAUUCUGCGAUUUUAAAUUUUUUUAUUAUAAACUGAUAUUCUGUUAUAUUGUCUUGUUUUACAUCUUCAUUUGAAUUAUGAAUCUGGGAAUUGAAAUCUACAACAGGCUACCAGGAAAAGAAGCAAAGGGUCAUGAAAACAUUCUGCAUACAUGGAAUUUUAAUUUUCGUAGGAAACUGUGAAUUUGUGCUGAAAUAUUUUAAGUUCUGCAGUACUAUCCGAAUGUGCUGAUUUUCUUGAUUUUAACCCAAAGAAUCAUCCUUUUGAUUUAAAAUAAAAGUUAAAUGUACUAGUCUUAUACAUAUAAGGAUGUGAUAGGCCUUCAACGAAUGGAUGUGUUUUCAUAUAAAUUCAUAGUUGCUACAUGCAAAAUCUUUAUUAUGGACCACAAGAAUAUGCACCUACGAGUGAUAUAUUUGACCCAAGACGGGAUGACUGUUCUUCAUACUUGAUAGGUAUCGAAGACGUUGCCAAGUGCAUUAAACUUCAUUUACCAUGAAAUAUUUGAAGAAGGGUGUGUUUGGUAUUAAAUAGACUUCCAUUUGACAAAUUUUCGUGCUAGAAUGCCUGUUUUAAGAUGCCUCUUUAUGGAGAGACAUGAGUUUUAAAUAAAGGUGUGAUUUUGUUUUCUCGGACAAUUCACAAGUUACAAAGACAGAUGAGAGAAACAAAUUCAAGGAAGAUUAUUUAAAAUAUAUGGGAAGUGUUAACAAGAGACAUCCAGAUACAGUGCAUUUCCCCUCAGUAACCGAAAACUUGCACAAAAAAAAUGUGGGGAAACAACUUAUGGAGGUUAUGAAUCCUUGUGUUCAAAGGGAAACAAUUCUCUGUGCAUAUUUCAGUUUGAAUCCGAAGAAAAAAACUUCAGACUUGGAAUGCCAUUGCCAAGAAAAAAGGAUGCAUUUAUAAUCAAUAUUUCAACAUUAAGUUUUCUUAUGAAUUAUUCCAACUGUUGUGUGGUUGUUACAAGGACGUAUGGCUGUAUUCCUGAUAUGAAAUCGUCCAGUUGCCUAUUAAAGAACUGCUACAUACUGUGCAAAUAGA
This is a messenger RNA of Pecten maximus, 3039 nucleotides long. RefSeq names its product YTH domain-containing family protein 2-like. Gene Ontology annotation, biological process: mRNA destabilization. The transcript is spliced from 5 exons. Lineage: Eukaryota; Metazoa; Mollusca; Bivalvia; Pectinida; Pectinidae. Gene Ontology annotation, cellular component: cytoplasm. The coding region runs from base 203 to 1795 and encodes 530 amino acids. The record is from RefSeq and is a predicted model, not a curated record. Gene Ontology annotation, molecular function: N6-methyladenosine-containing RNA reader activity; mRNA binding.